UUAUAUGUCACCGAUUUUAGGACAUACACCAGGAAACGAAGAAGAGAGAAAGUGAGGUUGAAGUUAACCAAAAACCAAAGGGAGUUAAAUUCAAAAUUAUACCUUUAUUUUUAUCAACACACACUUGGAAUUUCUUGAAAAAUGAGUAUUUGUAGUGCAUAUUGCUUGCUAACCAUCAGAAGGUCCUCUUUGAUUCCCUUCCAGUUAUCAUUCCCCAAAAAUAAUUAUGCAAAGAAAGAAUCGGGAAGCAUCAGCAUGAUUGGCGGAGCUCUAAAAAAGAAGAAAAUAGGUAAAACAGGGCCUGUGAUGGAGAAGAAAGUGCUGCCAGUCGAAACUGACCCCGAGAGGCUGAUCAAUUAUGCUUGCGGAACAAAUAUAUUCAAAACAGGAGAGGAUGUGCUCCUGAAGCCAGAUGAAGAGUACCCUGACUGGCUUUGGAAUAUAAAAACUGGACCGCCUCCCCCUUUGGAAGAAUUAGACCCAAAUUCCAAAGAGUAUUGGAGGAGGAUACGCAAAAUGGCUAUGCGAAGGAACAAUCAGCUGGCCCAAACUAAAAAGUUCUGAAGUGUUGAUUUGUUGUGGUGUGCAAGGUACUUCAACCAUAAACUAAUAAGAAUGAUGACGUAAAAUGCAAAUAUAUGUAAAUAUUCGUUUUCCGCCUCGCUAUAGUUUUUGAGAAAAUUUUAAUUAUACUUCUGUAUUUUUGUUCUCUGAUUAUGUAUCUAAAGUCAAAAUUUUGCGCUAUGAUCUAAUUUUGAAGAUAUAGACAUUUAAAAGUAAAAAAUCAAAUAUUUGAGGAAGUCACUUCCUAACAUGA
Messenger RNA from Leptinotarsa decemlineata (Colorado potato beetle), 817 nucleotides. It is a transcript of the gene mRpL54, whose product is annotated as mitochondrial ribosomal protein L54. Gene Ontology annotation, molecular function: structural constituent of ribosome. Gene Ontology annotation, cellular component: mitochondrial large ribosomal subunit. Lineage: Eukaryota; Metazoa; Arthropoda; Insecta; Coleoptera; Chrysomelidae. The record is from RefSeq and is a predicted model, not a curated record.